Messenger RNA from Cajanus cajan (pigeon pea), 2512 nucleotides. Its product is annotated as RING/U-box superfamily protein. Gene Ontology annotation, molecular function: metal ion binding; transcription cis-regulatory region binding. The record is from RefSeq and is a predicted model, not a curated record. NCBI's taxonomy places the organism in Eukaryota, Viridiplantae, Streptophyta, Magnoliopsida, Fabales, Fabaceae. Gene Ontology annotation, biological process: positive regulation of transcription by RNA polymerase II.
AAGAUACCCAGCGAAGCGCGCAACACAAUAAUAAUAAAUAAAAGGUGUUUUGAUAUAGCGCAGUUUGGUAAAGUAGAAGCUGAAUCACGCAGGAACCAACCCCAAACCCUCCUUCCAGAACUUUCAUGUCCAUCUUGCCCUCACAAACCCAAGCACCAUCUUCCUCCUCUUCGUCUGCGCCAUCUCCUAACCCUAAUCCCCAACAUGGAAUCCCUAACCCUAUUCCUCAACCCUUCCCUUCUCUCUCCCCUCCGCUCCACGUCGCUUUCGGAUCUUUCCAGAUCUCCGAUAACCCAGGUUCAUCGGCUCCAGCUGCUCAGGAUUCUGGUGGAUCUUCCGAAAAGGUGAUGGAAUUAGGGUCUCCAAGUGAAGUGAUGGUUUCACCUCAGCAAAACUCUAGAACACGUUCUAGGAGUCAUGGAGGAAGGCGGGCAGGAACGGGAAUGGUUUCUUCUAAUCAUAGAAAUCAACAAACUCAUGGGUCUGUCAAUCCUAAUGGAAGUGCCCCUUCGGCUGGGAGAAAAGCUCAGACAAUGAAUGGGAAUUACUUGCUGAAUUUUCACUAUGACCCGAUAUCCCGUUCUCAACCAAGGGGUCCUCCUCCUCCCCCUACAACAAGAAGGCAUCGGAAGAGGAAACCGUACAACAAGGAUUUGUUUUUGCAGGCGAAUUUCAAGUUCAUGGUGCUAGAUUCCGGAAAUUAUUCACCUGAGUCGAUGGAUCCAGAUAAAAUGUUGCAGUGGGAAGAUAUUAUAUGUAUGACAUAUUUGACCCCCUUUUCGGUUCAGUGUCCAAUUUGUUUGGAGUAUCCCCUGUGUCCGCAGAUAACCUCAUGUGGACAUAUUUUCUGUUUCCCAUGUAUUCUACAGUACUUAUUGAUGGGUGAGGAGGAUCACAAAGGUGAUAUCUGGAAAAGGUGUCCUUUGUGCUUUGUGAUGAUAUCUGCCAAAGAUUUAUAUACGGUUCACAUCACAAAUGUCAAACAGUAUCAAGUAGGAGAUAAUGUUGAGUUCACCUUUUUAACCCGGAAAAAAGAUUCAUUUACUCUUUCGCAUAAAAAUAAAUCAGGGACAAAUAUCCCAUCACAGGGCAGUGGAGAUAUCUGUGAUCCCUUUUCUAAGUUCACUCUUACAUCAGAUGUGGAUCUUUCAGUGAGGCAUGCAAUAUCUGAUCUAGAUGGUUGGUUGGCCAGAGCUGAUUCAGGUCUUGUUGAUGACCUGGAGAAGCUUCCUUAUGUUUGUGCUGCAAUGCAACAGUUAGAACAGAGGAAGAGGUAUUGGAAUGAGCAGACGUCUCGUGACUGUGAAAAAUCUUCUAAGCUUAUUGAUUAUGGACAGCAGAUACCAUCAGCAGGUGCAAAUUCUAUGGAUACUGAUGAUGAAAACGUUUCCAAUGGAUCAAAAACUUCCUCUACUGAUUUCCAUGACCAAAAUAAGGUUACGAUGUUGGAUAAAUCAACUACUGGAGCCUGUUCAGAUCAAAACUUAGAUGUUGAGAAAGAGUUAAUAGAGCAGGAAAUGAAUUUAUCUUCUUCGUAUGAGGAGAAAAAUAGUAUUCAAAGGCAUUCAGAUGUUGUUGGAGAUGUGAAGGAAAAUGAUUCAUACAGUUUCUACCAGGCUGCUGAUGGUCAGCAUCUAAUUCUUCAUCCUCUGAACAUGAAGUGUUUGCUUCAUCAUUAUGGGAGCUAUGAUAUGCUUCCUCACAGAAUAAGUGGAAGGAUUCUGCAAUUGGAGACAGUUACUCAGUCUGAGGCCAUGAGGAGGCGGUACCGAUUCCUUAGUCAUUUUCCAUUAACCACAACAUUUCAGCUUUGUGAAGUUGAUUUAAGUGAUAUGUUGCCUCCAGAAGCACUGGCCCCAUUUAUGGAUGAAAUCAAGAAGCGUGCAACUCAGAGGAAGCAGCUUGCAAAAAAGGAACAGAAGGAUAAGAUAAAAGCUGAAGCUACUGCUGCUUAUUCUCUUCCCAUAUCAUUAAGUUCUCAGUUUACUUCUCGCGAUGAUCCUCCAACAUUCUCCAUGGCUGACUUUGAAGCUCUAGGAAACUCAACUAUAUCCUCAAGUCCUCCCUUAUCUGGGGAGAGAAAUUCGUUCUCAAAUGUUACCAGGCUCGGGUUUGCUGCUGGUCAUGAUUCUCCAUCCUUACAAAUUCCAGAAACUAGUGGUCUACAUAAUAACAAUACGACCACCGAUUCUUCUGUCAUAACAGGUUUGAGAAGCGGGGAGACACAAUCAUACUCGAAUGUUAUAUCAAGAGCAGAAUCAAAUGCUUCAGCAAAGACAAAUGAGUUGGGGAAGAAAGGAAGGAAAUCAAAUCGAGUUCUUCUAUCAACAGCUGGUGGUAGGCGAUAUUGAUUUCAGUGUAGACUGUAGAGUUAUUAACUUUCUAUGGAUUUCAUGUACUUUAUUUAUGCGCCUCUAAUUACUUGUAGAUAGGUAACAUGUAUGGAAAGAAUAAACAAAUGUUUUUACCUGCAACAAGCCAUUACAGAAGUUUAGUUUAUUGUUUGUGGCUC